Molecule: messenger RNA, 3514 nt
Organism: Pteronotus mesoamericanus
Lineage: Eukaryota; Metazoa; Chordata; Mammalia; Chiroptera; Mormoopidae
Gene: BICC1
Product: BicC family RNA binding protein 1
Exons: 21
Coding region: 261-3185 (974 amino acids)
Cellular component (GO): cytoplasm
Molecular function (GO): protein binding; RNA binding
Source: RefSeq, a predicted model, not a curated record
CGCGGGCGUUGCUGGCUGGGGGCGGUGCAGCCACUGGCCCAGGACCGAGACCCGGACCCGGGGCGGCGGGCAGUGUGGGCGGCGCCCGGGGCUGGGAUGCGCUGGGGACUCCGUGGCGGCGGCGUUGGCGGCGGCGUCGGCGGCUGCGGGCGGACGAGGUAGCGCCGCGGCGCGGGGAGCCAGACGAGCCCGUCCGGCGAGCGGAGGCGGCGCAGGCACCGCGGCGGCCGCAGCCGGAGCCCGAGCACCGCACGCCCACCAUGGCCGCCCAGGGCGAGCCCGGCUACCUGGCGGCGCAGUCGGACCCGGGCUCCAACAGCGAACGCAGCACAGACUCACCCAUGCCUGGCUCUGAGGACGACCUUGUCGCCGGGGCGCCACUGCACAGCCCGGAGUGGAGCGAGGAGCGCUUCCGCGUGGACAGGAAGAAACUUGAGGCCAUGUUACAAGCUGCUGCCGAAGGAAAAGGCAAAAGUGGGGAAGACUUUUUUCAAAAGAUCAUGGAGGAAACAAACACGCAGAUUGCUUGGCCAUCAAAGCUGAAGAUUGGAGCCAAAUCUAAGAAAGAUCCCCAUAUUAAGGUUUCUGGAAAGAAAGAAGACGUUAAGGAAGCCAAGGAAAUGAUCAUGUCUGUCUUAGACACAAAAAGCAACCGGGUCACCUUGAAGAUGGAUGUGUCACAUACAGAACAUUCUCAUGUCAUCGGCAAAGGCGGCAACAAUAUUAAAAAAGUAAUGGAAGAAACAGGAUGCCACAUCCACUUUCCAGAUUCCAACAGGAAUAACCAAGCAGAAAAAAGCAACCAGGUUUCUAUAGCAGGACAACCAGCAGGAGUAGAGUCUGCCCGAGUUAGAAUUCGGGAGCUGCUUCCUUUGGUGCUGAUGUUUGAGCUACCGAUUGCUGGAAUUCUUCAGCCAGUUCCUGAUCCUAAUUCCCCCUCCAUCCAGCACAUAUCCCAAACAUACAACAUUUCAGUGUCCUUUAAACAGCGUUCCCGAAUGUAUGGUGCUACUGUCAUAGUACGAGGGUCUCAGAAUAACACUAGUGCUGUGAAGGAAGGAACUGCCAUGCUGUUGGAACAUCUGGCAGGCAGCUUGGCGUCUGCUAUUCCUGUGAGCACACAACUAGAUAUUGCAGCUCAACAUCAUCUCUUUAUGAUGGGUCGAAACGGAAGUAACAUCAAACAUAUCAUGCAGAGAACAGGUGCUCAGAUCCACUUUCCUGAUCCUAGUAAUCCACAAAAGAAAUCCACCGUCUACCUCCAGGGCACCAUUGAGUCUGUCUGUCUUGCAAGGCAAUAUCUCAUGGGUUGUCUUCCUCUUGUGCUGAUGUUUGAUAUGAAGGAAGAAAUUGAAGUUGAUCCACAAUUUAUCGCUCAGUUGAUGGAACAGCUGGAUGUCUUCGUUAGUAUUAAACCAAAGCCAAAACAGCCCAGCAAGUCUGUGAUUGUGAAAAGUGUUGAACGAAAUGCCUUAAAUAUGUAUGAAGCAAGGAAAUGUCUCCUCGGACUUGAAAGCAGUGGGGUUACCAUAGCAACCAGUCCUUCCCCAGCAUCGUGCCCUGCCGGCCUGGCAUGUCCCAGCCUGGAUAUUUUAGCCUCAGCAGGCCUCGGACUCACUGGACUAGGUCUUUUGGGCCCCACCGCUUUAUCUCUAAACACUUCAACAACCCCGAACUCACUCCUGAAUGCUCUUAAUAGCUCAGUCAGUCCCUUGCAAAGUCCAAGUUCUGGCACUCCCAGCCCCACGUUAUGGGCACCCCCGCUUGCUAAUACUUCAAGUGCCACAGGUUUUUCUGCUGUACCACACCUUAUGAUUCCAUCUACUGCCCAAGCCACGCUAACCAACAUUUUGUUGUCUGGAGUACCUGCCUACGGGCACACAGCCCCGUCUCCCCCUCCUGGCUUGACUCCUGUUGACGUCCACAUCAACAGCAUGCAGACCGAAGGCAAAAAAAUCUCUGCUUCUUUAAAUGGACAUGCACAGUCUCCAAAUAUAAAAUAUGGUGUAAUAUCCACUUCAUCACUUGGAGAAAAAGUGCUGAGUUCGAAUCAUGGUGAUCCAUCUAGACAAACGAGUGGAUCUGAGCAGGCAUCUCCCAAACCAAACCCUGCAGAAGGUUGCAAUGAUGCUUUUGUUGAAGUAGGCAUGCCUCGAAGCCCUUCCCAUUCUGGGAAUGCUGGUGACUUGAAACAGAUGCUGGGGCCCUCCAAAGUUUCCUGUGCCAAGAGGCAGACAGUAGAACUAUUGCAGGGCACCAAAAACUCCCACUUACACAGCACCGACAGGCUGCUCUCAGAUCCAGAACUGAGCGCCGCGGACAGCCCUUUGACUGACAAGAAGGCUCCAGGGAGCGAGCGUGCGGCCGAGAGGGCCGCAGCUGCGCAGCAAAACUCCGAACGGGCCCGCCUGGCCUCUCGGCCAUCAUAUGUCAACAUGCAGGCAUUUGACUAUGAACAAAAGAAGCUGUUAGCAACCAAAGCUAUGUUAAAGAAGCCAGUGGUGACGGAGGUCAGAACACCUACAAAUACCUGGAGUGGCCUUGGCUUUUCUAAAUCCAUGCCCGCGGAAACCAUCAAGGAGCUGAGAAGGGCCAACCACGUGUCCUACAAGCCCACAAUGACAACCACUUUCGAGGGCUCAUCAAUGUCCCUCUCGAGAUCCAACAGUCGUGAGCACUUGGGAAGUGGAAGUGAAUCUGACAACUGGAGAGACCGAAAUGGAAUAGGAUCCACAGGUCACAGUGAAUUUGCGGCUUCUAUUGGCAGCCCCAAGCGCAAACAAAACAAAUCAACGGAACACUAUCUCAGCAGUAGCAAUUACAUGGACUGCAUUUCCUCGCUGACAGGAAGCAAUGGCUGUAACCUCAACAGCUCUUUCAAAGGCUCCGACCUUCCUGAGCUCUUCAGCAAACUGGGUCUGGGCAAAUACACAGACGUCUUCCAACAACAAGAGAUCGAUCUGCAGACAUUCCUCACUCUCACAGAUCAGGACCUGAAGGAGCUGGGGAUUACUACUUUUGGUGCCAGGAGGAAAAUGCUGCUCGCAAUCUCAGAACUAAAUAAAAACCGAAGAAAGCUUUUUGAACCACCAAAUUCACGCACCUCUUUCCUGGAAGGUGGAGCCAGUGGGAGGCUGCCCCGUCAGUACCACUCGGACAUCGCCAGUGUCAGCGGCCGCUGGUAGCAGCACGUCCAGGCACACACCCGCCAGCGCCCUCGUCAGGCUGGCCGCUGGAGCUCUGUGGACGGCCUUCGCUGCGCCCCGUCCUUAGCACUCUGGUGUCUGGUAUCAGGACCAAAGCAUCUUAUUCACACCUGAAUUUUGUGCCCAAAAGGAAGAAAAGAUGUUUUUAUGUCAUCAUACAGAACACCACAUGCGGAUUACUUUUUAAAAAAACGGUAAUUGGACAGAAUUUGCAAUAUGGGGGUAGGGCUUUGUUUCCUGUUUUUGUUGACCUACAUAACAUAUGCACUGAUUUUUUUUUUUUUUUUUUUUUUUUUACCUAAAAUGAA